UGGCGGUACGUUGUCGGACUGUACACUCCUCAAGCUAACUGGGCAUAAAGACGGAGUUGAAAUGGGUUUGUAGACACGCAGUUUGUUUUUUGUGACUAGAGUCAUUUUUCUGGUAAUGUAGUUAGCCAGCUGGCCCAACAUAUUGUAUAUAUACUUGAGUACUUAAAGGAAUCUCCAAUAAAUUAAAUGAAGACGACAAUAAAAUGGAUUAACGUUUCGUUGUAGUAUAUCAAUUUUAUCCCUAAUCAUACUGCUGAAAAAUGGUAUUUGAUCGUUAUGUAGCCUAUUUUGUUGAUUGUGUCCUUAUUCAAAAUUGUCUACACCACUUAGACACAGUAAAAAUGAACUACCCCUACGUACAUGAGUAGUCACAGCAAACCUCAUUGUGUGACUUUGAGUAAAAAUAAUUAAUAAUACAUAUAUGAUACUGAUUAACAAUGUUAUUACAACAAUGUAACUGUUGGUUCUCGCACUCGGCAGCCUCCCCACUGUCCUUGUCCUCCCUGCGUCUCCUUGUCCCUCCUCUGCGUCUGCUAACGGCGGCAAUGUGGCAGGUUGCACAGCAGCAAAGUGUGAAGCAUUAUGGGAUGCUGGAAGAUUUUGUGUCCCUGGUGACCGAUUCAGUUCCCGACCUACUAACAGACAAGCAGAAGAGCUUGUUGCUUCAUGCGCUGAGGGUCAAGGUGUGUGUGGGCAUUUGCUGUAUCUCAAUAAAUAGCCAUGUUGAAAUUUCUUCUUUUUAAGACUAUAGCAAUAUUUCCCUAGGUGGGAAGUAACACAGGACAUUGACUUGCAUUACUGUAAUUGAAUAGUAGUAGUCCUUAUGUACUUGUGCUUAUGUUUAGUUUAAAUAUUGUAUUUAGCUACAUUUAAGUUUAUUUCAUGUUUAGCAGUUUGUGGCUCGCGGAAAGAAACAGUUUUUUGAACCUGGGGGUUCUGCUCCAAAGGCUGCGGAACUUCUUUCAGAGUGACGCAGUGAGAACAGUUCAUGAUGGGGGUGGGAGGGUUCUUAACUGAUGUUGUGAGCCCUGGGCAAGCAGCGCUUUUUUUUUUCUUUUUUUUUUUUUUUACAAUUUUUUUUUUACAAUUUCCUGGAUAGGAGUAAGUGAAGUUCCAAUAAUUCUUUCCGCCGUCUUCACCACGCAGUGCAGGAAUUUCCAGUCAGAGACAUUGCAUGCUCUUGACCACAUCGGGUGUUAACAGGGUUUCCGGUACAUGUAAGUGAUCCCAGCCCACAACUACAAAAUAAAAGCGGCCGCUCCUUAAAAAUUAGGGGUUUUUUUAGAACUUUAAAACAAUUUUAAGUAACAUACAGUAUUGUAUGAAUGGAUAUAUAUGCUUUUGAUGCACGUAUAGAUUAUUAUUUACGCACAUAUUGACCACAGUUAGUUUGAAAACAAUUUCAAAUAUCAUCAAAAUGUUUCACUGUGCUUUAUUUUGAUGAGCAUGCACCGAAAUCGCCUGUGUGCCUUUGCUGGCACUUGCACACAUGACCAGAUACGCGACACGUCUCGUGUUGACUUUCACUUUGUUUCUUAUUAUCGGGAGAAUGAACAAUAGCCCGUAAAAUGUGUAGUCAAUUGGCGACAGCUUGUCACAUGCUAAGCCUAUCUAUGCCAGCCUGUGUGAUUACUCACGUUUCAAUCUCAUUCCACUUUCUGGCAUCUUUGUAUACACGUCUGACUGGCGGCAUCUAGCUAGCUUGUUUUUGUCGAGCUACAAGUGGCUAAUAUGUUCAUGGGAUACAUCAAUCAUCGAUCAUCAUCAUAACUUAUCUUUUUAAAGUGUCACUAGGUUAAUUGGCGACUCUAAAUUGUCCAUAGGUAUGAAUGUGAGUGUGAAUGGUUGUUUGUCUAUACGUAUGUGCCCUGCCAUUGGCUGGCGACCAGUCCAGGGUGUACCCCGCCUCUCGCCCGAAGUUAGCUGGGACAGCAUACCCCCUAUUUAGGAUAAGCGGCAUAGAAAAUGGAUGGAUGGAUAUAUUUAAAUUGUUAUUUUGUUAAUUGUGUUAUUGUUGCACAGCGGCAGCAGUCCCAUGCAGUGUCAUAUUUGGAAGACACAGCAGCAGCAUAACAAAUAAAACAAAGAUAGAGUAGCAGCACGUCCGCUGUCAUCCGUGUGAAUGGAGCAGGGCCAACCGAGGCAAAACGUGCAAAAAAAAGUCGUCCGAUAUCAAGGCAAACAUUUCCUUUUUUAGUGAGAACAUUUUUCCUAUAUGCAUAUGUCUUGUUUUUUUAUAAACUGUUUAAGGAAAAGGAAGAAUCGGAGCACUCAGGACAUAUUAGCUGUGUGUCUUGUAAACUUAAACCCAAGAAUUAUUUUGACAACCUGACAUGUCAUAAUGGAUAUUAAUCAAACACAUAUCAUGAUUAUAAAAUAAAAUUAGAGGAGCACUCGGAGUGCACAGACCUCCGCCAAGCCCCAUAGUUCCCCGCCAUAUUGUGAUUGACAACAAAAUAAUAAUCCUACAUUUUUUGCAUCAGCCUUUGAUAUUUUGUAGACCCUGUUGGGAACUUGUUCUGUAUUUUUUUCCAAGCGCUCUGAGCAUUUUUUGUGGAGUUAUAUGCACAAAUGCCAAAAAUGGUCCUACCUCUGUGUUAAAGAAUCCUUUAAAAAAAAUUCCUCGAUCCAGACGGUGAUCCGGAUCACCCCCCAAAUUUUAGCAGUUCUUCAUAUCCCAUUUCCGACAAUUCCUGAAAUUUUCAUCCAAAUCCAUUCAAAACUUUUCAAGUUAUUUUGAACACAAACAAACAGAUAAACACAGGCAAAAAUGAGAAAAGCACUCUGAGAGUGCAGACCUCCGCAAAGUGCCAUAGUUUCCCCCAUAUUGUGAUUUACAUCAGAAAUAUUAGCAUACUGGCAGUGCUAACAUGUUAACUUUAGCAUUCUAACACCUAGCAUGAUAGAGCAAUGUACUGGGAAGGCUAAAUGUCCCAAAUGAGUUCAGUCUUUACUUCGGAACAGUCUGAUUCGGUUGAGAAAUGUGGAAGUAGGUAGAACUUUUUAGAUCAAACGCAUUUUGCAUUUCGAAAAAUGGGAAUGUCAAGAAACGUGAGAAAUCUUGAUGUGUGGAAAAUGGCAUGAAUGUCCUUAAUUAGUUCAGUGAUUUGAUGUUGGAACGGUCUGAAUCAGUUGAGAAAUGUGGAAGUAGCUGGAACUCUCUCAAAGGCGUUUUGUGUUCCAAAAGAAAAAAAUAAUUUUUGUGCUGUGGCUAUUAGCAUGAAUGUCCUGACUUUGUUGAAUGAGUUGACGUUGGAAUGAAGUGAAUCAGUUGAGAAAUGUGGAAGUAGUAGUAGGUAAUAGUGUUUUUAUGGAAAAGUGUGAAUUUUGGGGAAAAUGUUGGAUUUUUUUUCAGAAUAAAUACAGGUAGCCUGAAUGUCCUGAACGUGUUGAACAGUUUGAUGUUGGAAUGGCUUGAAUCGGUUGAGAAAUGUGGCAGUAGUAGUAGCAGUUAAUAAUUAGUUGUAGGGAAAAGGGUGAAUUUUGGGAAAAAUUUGAAUGUUGGAUUUUGGAUCACCCCCAAAAUUUAGUCGGUUCUUCCAUAUCCCAUUACCAACAAUUCCUUCAUCCAAAUCCAUUGAGAACGUUUCAAGUUAUUUUGAACACAAACAUAUUCAUGCAAUAAUGGAUAAAUCUUUAUUGGCUUCCAUUGCAACAUAUGAUUUCAUGUCACCACUUAAAAUGUGCGUCGCCUUUUUGCCGUGUCUCCAAAAAGUGCGUACACCAACUGCAAAGGUGCAUUCCCACGGCAGGUUGUGUCUUUAUAGGUGACAUACUUUGCCUGGAAAACGGCAUACGAAACUUUUCUACCCCGUUUUGGGCGUACGCAAGCUUUAUAGACCCUUGGUGUGUUGGGAGGAUGUGAUCUUCAAUAAACUCUCCAAGCACUUCAUUAGGAUGGAGGUUGCCCUCUGCAAUGAAACGCAGCCUGGCCACGCCCAACUUGGACGAAUUCACUCCAUGGCACCGCCUAGAUCACGAUCACUGAUUGAUGACUGUGAUUCUGUGCUUUUGACUCUUACUGAUAAAGCGAGUCCACUGGAGAGGCAGCGCCUCUUGCAGGACGUGUUCAACCAGACGUUUGACGGCGCUGUCCAGACUCUCCUCUCUGAUUUCCUUGGAAGGAUCGAACAGCUUUUUCCAGUUCCUGACUUUAAACAGGCUGUGUCAUGGCUCAGCGCUGCCCCUUCUGGCCUCGAUGACUGUCUCGGUGUGGCUGACAGGGAUGACCUGAAAAUGCUACUGACCAAUCAGAGCUGUCAGCUGGGACAAGUCACCUCUGCAGUUGAUUGUGCCACAGAGAAGAUCCUUCUCUCUGCUUGGUCCCAUCCCCUCAUCACAAAGCUAACCAAUCAUGAGCCCCCUCCCCUCAAUGCACAAGCACAUUCAGAUGCCCACACUGACAUUGGGAGUCCCAACCAGCGUGAUGUGGCGGUGAUGGUGAUGAUGGAGGAUGAAAAGGAGGCGAUUGUGUCCGGCCAGAUGUCAUCACCAGCUGAUCUGAAGUCCAGUCCCAGUUCAUAUGAGGAUUCUGUGAACCUGGAGGCACAAAGAUUGAAGGACUCGCACCCUAAUGACCCAUCAGGGCAAGUGUCAGAUCAACCACGUACUGACAUCAUGGCUGACCCUCUUUACAGCUUUUCCCAUCACUCUCAACGAGUGGCUCACAAAUGUCCCAAGUGUGGGAAAUGUUUCAUCUACCGCUCUCAGGUUAUACGUCACCUGCGAACCAGCAAGUCCUGCGUCCACACCUUAACCACAACUGCAGCUGCAAAUCAGGACAGUAUACAUGCCAGUGAUGAGGAGCCAAGCCUUGAAGAGCGACACCCCACUGGAAGCCACCCUUGCUUUCAGUGCGAUAGUGUGUUCAAAACCAAAGCUGAACUGCUCUUACACCAGCGCAGUCACCGGGCGCGGCCCAUAUUUCGUUGUGGCCAAUGUGACAAGGAGUUCCUUCACCUGUCCAGUUUGACCAAUCACAAGCAGACACACCAGGAAAAUGGCGGCAUCACCUGCAGCCAGUGCGGCAAAGUGUUUGGGUCGGCUGAAGAGAGAGACGCACACAGCCGGCAGCACCGGCCGCCUGACCUCACCUGCACUCUUUGCUCGCAGAUGUUCACCUCGCAGUCGCAGCUUCUGCGACACCUGCAGACACACUCGGUGGAGGGUGCUGAGCCGUGCUUUUCCUGCCGCUUCUGUGACCAGACGUUCUCAGGUGUGACUCUACUUCGUAUCCAUCAGCGCUCCCACAAAACCCGAUCGUACAAGUGUGACCAGUGCGACAAGACCUUUGCCUCACUUACUGGCCUUCAGUCCCACCGGACAAGUCACAGCACGGACAACCGCUUCCUCUGCCCUCAAUGCGGCAAAUGGUUCAAGACACGUGAUGGGCUGGAGGGCCACCUGAGGAGGCACAGUGGUGAGCGGCCGUACCGCUGCCCCUACUGUCCCAAAGACUUUGCUGCGCUUGCUGGCCUCAAUGUGCAUGUGCGGCGGCACACCGGGGAACGCCCGUAUGUGUGCACAUUUUGCAGCAAGGGCUGGCCAUCCGGAGGCGACCUGCAAAAACACAUGCGGAUUCACACAGGUGAACGUCCGUUCACCUGCCAGGAGUGUGGGAAGUCCUUCUCAAAUUCCUGUCACCUCACUGAACAUCGCCGCAUCCACACUGGCGAGAAGCCUUUUUCCUGUCCCGAAUGUGGAAAAUGUUUACGGAGGAAGUUCGAUCUGAAGAAACACAUGUUGUGUCACAGCAACAAUCGUCCAUACGCCUGCACUUCCUGUCCCAAGAGCUACACUCGCAAGACUCACCUUAACAGACACCUAUUGACACACAAGCAAGCUGGUGGUGAGCCGAAGGCAGCCGAUGAAGUUUGACACUUUUUUUAGUGCUUUUAAAUGAAGUGAUGAACUUUUGCUAGUGUUGUCACUGGCAUGUCUGAAGGGUGUCAGUACAGUAAGUUUUUACUGAAAUUUUAACUGAAAUGUUUUAUUGUAACCGUUGAUAGACAACGUUGAUUGUAUUUGUGUGUUGCUUCAUGUCAUUCAGAGUCAUUUGUGAAUCAAACAAAUUUUAUUAGUGUAAAUAUGCAUAAGUCUA
Dunckerocampus dactyliophorus (ringed pipefish) is the source of this 6100-nucleotide messenger RNA. RefSeq names its product zinc finger protein ZFP2-like. Gene Ontology annotation, molecular function: RNA polymerase II cis-regulatory region sequence-specific DNA binding; DNA-binding transcription activator activity, RNA polymerase II-specific. The transcript is spliced from 10 exons. Gene Ontology annotation, biological process: regulation of transcription by RNA polymerase II. Gene Ontology annotation, cellular component: nucleus. The record is from RefSeq and is a predicted model, not a curated record. The coding region runs from base 3898 to 5877 and encodes 659 amino acids. Lineage: Eukaryota; Metazoa; Chordata; Actinopteri; Syngnathiformes; Syngnathidae.